AUAGGAAGUGCUCACUACGCAAGUAUUUUAGUUGAGCUGUCAAUAAUAUCUGCAAAGAAGUAAAUAUAAUAAAUUAUCAAAAGAAAAAAAAUUUAGCUUAACUCUAUCAUAAGUAAUACAUUUUUUUUUUAUUAAAACAGUAUGGAUUUAUCAAAACUUACAAAUGAAAGAAAAUUAUAUCUUUGCCGAUGGUAUUUUCGUGCUGGAUUUGCAUUGCUUCCAUUUCUUUGGGCUGUUAAUGCAAUUUGGUUUAUACGAGAGGCUUUUAUCGUACCACCUUAUGAGGAACAAAAACAGAUUAAAAGAUAUGUAAUAUUUUCUGGCAUUGGAGCUAUCUUAUGGAUGAUUGCCCUUGUUGCAUGGAUCGUAAUAUUUCAAACACAAAGAGCUGCCUGGGGAGAAUUUGCAGAUCAUAUUAGUUAUAUCAUCCCUAUUGGUAUUCCUUGAUAACUCAUAUAAUAUUUUAAUAAUUUAUUAUUAUAUUUAUCUAAUAAAAAAUUGCUACUUAUUAUAA
Molecule: messenger RNA, 514 nt
Organism: Vespa crabro (European hornet)
Lineage: Eukaryota; Metazoa; Arthropoda; Insecta; Hymenoptera; Vespidae
Gene: pen-2
Product: gamma-secretase subunit pen-2
Exons: 3
Coding region: 142-447 (101 amino acids)
Biological process (GO): Notch receptor processing
Cellular component (GO): gamma-secretase complex
Source: RefSeq, a predicted model, not a curated record